Molecule: messenger RNA, 4148 nt
Organism: Phaedon cochleariae (mustard beetle)
Lineage: Eukaryota; Metazoa; Arthropoda; Insecta; Coleoptera; Chrysomelidae
Source: the annotation of a GenBank genome assembly
AUGACAUCAAAAUGGCCACUUCCGCUUGGCGCGCUCCCUCGCGCAAGCCCAAUCGCUCAUUUCCACGCUGUCUGUCGUCAACUGCGGUCUUUCCGCGCUGGAAAACAGUGGAAAAUCCUGCCCGGUUUUCCUUGCCGAAUCCCGAAGAAUCGAUACGCAGCCGAAAUGGGGUCGACGGUUCGAGUGUUUUUGCUGGUCCUCAUCGGUUUGAUCUGCAUCAAAAACGGUAGUGCGAUUUCGUGUUAUGAAUGCAACAGCGCUAAUGACAAGCGAUGCCUCGGUGAUGCGAAGAACAUACUUACAGAAGACUUAAGGAAACAUUGUCCGGAGAGGAAGGGAAAGCCUUAUUCGCUGUGCAGAAAAAUCAAGCAGGUUAUCGAUUUCGAAGUAAAUGGAUUACAACCCGAAAGCAGAGUAAUCAGGAGCUGUGGAUGGGAGGACACCACUUACGCCAAUCGAUGCUACCAAAGAUCUGGCUUUGGAGGUCGACAAGAAGUCUGUGCCUGUCAAAAUGACAACUGCAACGGUAGUCCAACCAUUCUGGCGUCCGUAUCCUUCAUUCUGGGCGCCAUCUUCCUCAAGAUCUAUAUAUAAGGAUCGCCGCUCAAGUGAUUAAUUUGUUAGUUUCUAGCGCCAACAUAUCAUUUCGAAGUACCUGUAUGAAUAAUUAGCAUUUGAUGAAGUAUUGGGGCGCAUUGCGAAGAGUCUGACCAAUCGAAACAGAUGGCCUAUUAUAACCUCCAAAGCACACACCUUCUUCGGAAGAAUAUCAGGAAAUCUUGCAGAAACGUUCGAAUGGGCAAAAAUUUAGUAUUUUUAUGGGCAUUCAGAAUAUAAUAGUAGAGAAUUUUAAAAAGCAUCGUUAACCUGAAAAUUCCACAUUAACUGGUAUUUUUUUAAUGGAACCCCGAAAAUACUAUAACAAGGUCGAUGAAGUCAUUGGCGAGGUCGAUAACAUUAGCUUUUCAAUCGAGUUUUCAAUAAAACCUCUAUAGAUACAACAUAACAAAAAAUCGAACUACCCGAACUUUUGCAUCUAUGGAUUACGGUUUAAUCUUGCUUCAUAAAGCGUCAGUUAUAAUUAUUCAGGCAGUAUCACUUGUGAUUUACCCACAACGAAGGCCCCAAAUGAGAAUGAAGAAUCGAGAUUGAACGAUAACAUGAAAUUUUAUGAUAUUCAUGGUGUGUUGUGCAAUCAUUGCACAAUCAUCUCUAACGAUUAUAAUUUGUUUGAUCAAUAAUCUGCUCAAGACACAGUUCCUUAUUCUCUAAUAAUCGAACCGUCAAGUCAGAAAACUUGGUUUUCCAAUUUAGCCCAUACUGUUUCGAAUGGGUUCAGUAUUCGGGCGUAUGAACCCAAACACAUAAGUCUCUAGAAGAGGACAUAGGGUUGUUGUCAGUUCCUGAAUUAUAUAUAGUAAUUUAGCACUUCAUGAAGUUUCUGAACCAAUGUAUAAGGUACAGUGUAUUAUUAACCUCAACCUCAUCAAUAUAAUAUGAUCUAUUUCAACCAUCCUGAAGCAAUUUAUCCCGAAUUUAAUACUUCAUGGGGUAUCUGAACGCAAGGCAAUUGAGUAAUACUCUUACACAAAUAUAUCUGCUCAAAAUCCACUAUUACAAUUAGUCAUGUGAUGAAUGACUCAAGAUAUCGUUUCUUAGUUCCAUAUACUAUGAAAAUGAGGUACCUACUUCUUUGGAAUUCAAGUAUGAUAUAUCAUUAUUAUAAUUUUCAUUGAUUAUAGUUGAUAUGUCAUCUUAGAAGUCAUCAUCAUGAGGAAAUAUUCUACAGACUUACUAGAAAUUUGACACAUUCUCUUAGAGAUGUGAUAAGGGAGGGGGUAAGUUUUUCUCCAGAAUGUAGAAUUAAAGGGUUAGAAAAUUUGUUUACCGAGAAUCUGUUGUACAUUUUAUAGACCUUUCAACUAUAAUAGGAACAUGUGAUAAUCAAAAUGAUCUUAUGUUUGGAAUGAAGAAGUAAUAGAAAUUAUUUAGAUCAUAGAUAAAUUGUAAAUACAAAUUCGUAUUUCUUUGGUUAAUCGUGGAUUUUAAUAGUUUCUAGCGGUUUUAUUUUUUGAAAGAGUCACAUUUUUCAAGAGCUUGUUCAAACUUCCUGAAGGCAAUAGCUAUUCUAACUGGGUUCAAAUGAUACUGGAAGUGCUUGAUACACGGGUUUGUUAGUUUAAAUUGAUAGUGAGAAACACUUGAAAAAUACCUAACAGUAUUUAUUUCUGGAGAUUCAGAAACAGUUUGUUUUCUAUUUUCAUUUUUUUGCUCGAGGCAUCCAAAUAGUAUAUGAAUAAUUCUGAACUACUAGAAGCAAAACCAUUAUUGAUUAUUAUGUGUGUUGUCAUUAUGGAAGCGCUAGUUUAUAAAACCCCAGUAAAUAUACCACAUACACAGGAUAACUGAUGUUGCCCUGUCAAAAUGGAAUCCCCCCUUAACUCUUUCGUUUUCAGAGAUAUGAAAAAAUGUUGAAUGAAAAAGUUGUGUCAAACGACCCAAACUUUUAUUUCGUAAAGUUCUCUCAUAUACAGGGUCAUUCAUUUUUCCAGAAAGGACAUCAACUUUGAUUUUUUCCAAUGGAACACCCAAUAUAUUUCACAACAGGUCAAUGCAUAUUUGGAUAAAAAAUAGUAGAGUGAUUGAUGAUAGAAAAGCAUCAAAAUACCGCAUUAUUAACCUUCACUUCAUAUCAUCUAAUGUGAGUUGAAUAUAGUGGGCUUCAAAAUAACGUUUAUAAUUAUAUUGUUCAAGCUCCAUGGGAAUGUCAUGAUAUUGUUUUUUAUGGAAUUGAAAACGUUCAAUCUCAAUACAAAAAAUAUGAAUAGACAGUUUGAAUGAAAGAUUCGGUAUUUUCGUAAACUUUGAUAAUCAAUACCCCAAUUAUUUUUCAUCCAAAUAUGCAACUCAUAUCUAUAUUCUUGAAAUAACAAAAGAGGCUCUAUCGACAUGUCAGAAAAUAUUUAGGAAGUUCCAUUGAAGAAAUCAAAGUUAAUAUGCUUUCCACAAAAAACGAUUAACCCUGUAUAUAAAGCAACUCCACGAAAUAAAAGUUUGGGUCGUUUCGAACAACUUUUUGAUUCAACAUUUCUCCACAUCUCUGUACAUACGAAAUAAAUUGACAACUAGAAUAACAAGAUACGGAAAUACGAAGACGCUGCCAAGCGUGUACUCGUAUCAUAGGCUCACACUCUGAACAUGAUUUGUAAAAAGUAAAUACUACUGUACAUUUUCCAAUUACGUUUUGAAACUAUUCAUUAACAAACCCGUAUCAAAAGCACUUUGGUUUUAUUUGUACCCGAAUGGGGCUCAGAAAUUUUUCUGAAAAUUUUGAAGUGUUUAAAUCUACAAGUAACAAACAAAAAUACAUGUUUGUAUUUACAAUUUAUCGGGUAACUAACUUUAAACCCUCAAAGCUUACCUUCUGUAGGGAAACAGAAAAAUUCAAAUAUCUCAAAAACCAUUAACUCUUGCAAAAUGCAUAUCAGGGUUAAAUUCACUCCUCACCACCUCUCCUCUAUCACAUAUCCAAAGGAAUAUAUCAAAUUACCAGUAACCCUGUAUAUUAAAACCCUAACUUAUUAGUGUACUGAAACGAUCAUUCUCACGAAUAUGUAUUCUCGAAGUUUUUACCAUUGAGUAAAAGUUUGUUUUUUCAUACACAUUAGCUACGCCUGAUUCUAUUUUUUUUUCUUUCAUUGGGUGGGAUGUUUCACCAAGUGUCUUGAAUCUCAUGGAGUGCUUGAUUUACACACGAGGCAGCGAUAUUUAAACAUUUAGUGAACGAAAGUACCUCGAAAACUUUUCAUUUUUAACUCAUGAAGGCGUUUGGAGUUAGUGCUAGGGAACAGCUAUUUUAUAGGUAUCAUCAUUCCUCAUUAUUUGAAAUUUCAAAAUGGUACAACUGAACUCUAUUCCAAUUCUAUAUGAUUAUACUCAACCAAAUUGAAGCUCAAAAUAUUUAUUCCCAUCUGAACGGAUUUAGUGUUAAGUAUUUGAAUAUUGUUUGUAGAUAUUGAUUGAUUUGCUUGUUGGUGUUAUGGAUAGAUGUAAAUAUAACUGCCAAUUCUAGGAUUUUACGUAAUUAAUUGUUCACCGAAACUCAAGUUGAAGUAUGAAUUGUAAAAUUGAAUAAAAUCUAAAGUUUG